This is a messenger RNA of Trachymyrmex cornetzi, 531 nucleotides long. Its product is annotated as odorant receptor 46a-like. Gene Ontology annotation, molecular function: odorant binding; olfactory receptor activity. Gene Ontology annotation, cellular component: plasma membrane. The record is from RefSeq and is a predicted model, not a curated record. Gene Ontology annotation, biological process: detection of chemical stimulus involved in sensory perception of smell; sensory perception of smell. NCBI's taxonomy places the organism in Eukaryota, Metazoa, Arthropoda, Insecta, Hymenoptera, Formicidae. The coding region runs from base 1 to 531 and encodes 176 amino acids. The transcript has 4 exons.
AUGAUUAUCAUGUGUUUAAAUUAUGAUGAUAUUGUAACAUUAAUUGAUAAUCUUAUCGAAGAGCCGUUUAAACCAUUAGAUCCAGAUGAGAUGAAAAUUCGACAACAAUAUGACAAGAUGAUACGAUUUGCGGAAACAGUGAAUGUAAAAUUUACGAAAAUAAUCGGAUUUCAGUUUUUAUCAAGUAUGAUGAUAAUGUGUUCAAAUUUGUAUCAAGUUGCUAAGGCAACUUUAAAUUCAGAUCAUAUUUCAUUAAUUAUGUUUACAUGUUGCAUGUUAACGGAAAUAUUCAUUUAUUGCUGGUUUGGAAACCAAGUUAAAUUAAAGAGUCUUGAAUUAACAGAUAGUAUUUUUCAAAUGAAUUGGCCAAUCUUGGAUAACAGUGUCAAAAAGAGCUUAUUAUUGAUUAUGAAACGUGCAAUGAUACCCAUUGAAAUUUCUACAGUAUAUAUUUUGACAAUGAACUUGGAUUCUUUUGUAAUGUUUAUUAAAACGUCAUACUCUAUUUAUAAUUUAUUAACGCAAGUGUAA